Lolium perenne is the source of this 1344-nucleotide messenger RNA. Its product is annotated as NAC domain-containing protein 68. The record is from RefSeq and is a predicted model, not a curated record. Gene Ontology annotation, molecular function: DNA binding. Gene Ontology annotation, biological process: regulation of DNA-templated transcription. Lineage: Eukaryota; Viridiplantae; Streptophyta; Magnoliopsida; Poales; Poaceae.
UGAUAGCACCGAAAGCCUAGCUAGAAGGCGGUACCAGCUGCGGCAGCCGCCUUUCGAACCAGGACACAGCACGAGGGAUUUUCUCUCUGGAAGGUGGUGGUGGACACGAGGCGGGUUUUUUCAGGGAGGAGGAGGAUGAUGAUGGCAACGGUGAAGGCCGAGCCGGCGAUGGCGGCGGCGGCGGCGGAGGGCAGCGGGCGGAGGGACGCGGAGGCAGACCUCAACCUGCCGCCGGGGUUCCGGUUCCACCCCACCGACGAGGAGCUCGUCGUGCACUACCUCUGCCGGAAGGUCGCCGGGCAGCCGCAGCCCGUCUCCAUCAUCGCCGAGGUCGACCUCUACAAGUUCGAUCCCUGGGAUCUGCCUGAGAGGGCGCUGUUCGGGAGCAGGGAGUGGUACUUCUUCACGCCGCGGGACCGCAAGUACCCCAACGGCUCGCGCCCCAACCGCUCCGCCGGGACCGGCUACUGGAAGGCCACGGGCGCCGACAAGCCCGUGCCGUCCAGGGACAGCGGCGGCAGGACGGUGGGCAUCAAGAAGGCGCUCGUCUUCUACGCCGGGAGGGCGCCCAGGGGGGUCAAGACGGACUGGAUCAUGCACGAGUACCGCAUCGCCGAGGCUGACCGCGCGCCAGGCAAGAAGGGAUCACUCAAGCUGGAUGAGUGGGUGCUGUGCCGCCUCUACAACAAGAAGAACAACUGGGACAAGGUCAAGGUGGAGCAGGACAUGCCCGCCGUGGCGGCGCCGCACCACCACAGACAGAACGGGGAGGUCAUGAACCCACUGGUGGACACCCAGGCCCUGUCCGACAGCUUCCAGACGCACGAUUCCUCAGACAUCGACAGCGCCACCGCCCUGCCGCAGUCUCAGCAGCACGGCUUCAGCAGGGACAUGGCGUUGCAGGGGCAGGCGAGGGACGGCAUGGUGGCCGUCAAGGACGACAACGACUGGCUCGCGGGCAUGAACAACGACCUGCAGUCCUGCUACAUGAGCCAGUUCGGGCAGAUGGCGAACCCGGCGGCCGCGCCUUGGCAGGACGUCGGCAGCGGCGGCUACCUGCAGUCGAUGACCUCGCCGCAGACGAGGAUGUGGCAGACGGUCAUGCCACCCUUCUGAUGAGAUGGAACAAGAAGACCAGAGACAUCCUGUAAAUAACAAGAGGGGGCAAGAUAGAUAAUAUUUGAACUAUAAACAGAGAGAGAAAACAUGAUUGAUUCUGCAAGAUGUGGUGGUAGGUCUGUAGUAAUGUAUUCUUUGGUUUCGAUCUUAGGCAUUUGGUAUCCUGCGAGAAACAUAUCCUUUUUGUCCUCAUUAAUCAAACUAAGUUAUUCACCCCUUGACCAA